Molecule: messenger RNA, 2692 nt
Organism: Aedes aegypti (yellow fever mosquito)
Lineage: Eukaryota; Metazoa; Arthropoda; Insecta; Diptera; Culicidae
Product: peroxidase
Exons: 1
Coding region: 197-2236 (679 amino acids)
Biological process (GO): response to oxidative stress
Molecular function (GO): peroxidase activity; heme binding
Source: RefSeq, a predicted model, not a curated record
UACUCACAUUUAGUCUCAAAACGGUCGUCCAGUGGUUGAGAAGUCAAACGAGUAAACGGCGAAGUCGCUUGUGAUGCGUCGCGCGCGUGAUCCUUUUUAAUUUGCAGUUUGCAGAAAAGGAGAUAACACAAAGGGGUGAAUGGACUAACGAAAGCCAUAAAGUUGUAGACUUUGAAGUGAUUAAAACAAAAAAUCAAUGGAGUCCUUAACUAGAAGAAUGAUUUUUGUAGCGUUUUUCUUUGGGUGCUUUGCCUUGGUUGCGAAUCGGUAUGCGCCCAUCAGUGGAGUCGAUCCUCUAGUUCAGAAAAAAAUGAACACACUUGCAACGGAAACUAAUUUGCUGGAUGCUGUGAAGUUUGGAGAAGAUAUCAUCGAGAAAUCCAAACGCAUGGAAUCGGCGAUUGCGGGUGCUCGAGUGAAGGUGGUCAAAGGCAGCAUUUCGUAUGCUCAAUCAAUCGAUGGCUACUCAACACUUAGUACACAGAAGCAAGACUAUGUCGCCAGAACCAUACUUAAGGCAACAUCUUUCAUUUUGAAUACUUACUGUAAGCCACAGAGGAUUUCAUCGUACGAGUGUGGAUUGUAUAUGAGUCACAAAUUAGUUCCAGGAAGCAAGUUGCUGAAAAAAUGCGAGGAAAUAGUGAAUGUUAAAACAUUCAAUGACGAAUAUAGAAGAUUAUUGCCUGCAAGUUACCAUGACGGAAUUUAUAGCUUUAGGAAAAGUGUGGCAGGUGGAGAACUUCCUGAUCCUAGAUCAAUUUCUAGUAAGUUCCAUGGCAUGUUUGCUCAGACAAAUGAAGACAGUAAACACAGUGUAGCAUUAGUACAGUGGACUCAGUUCAUCGAACACGACUUGGCCAAGACCACCGUCCAAACUAUGCAUGACGGAACCGAUAUUGAAUGUUGUACGACUGAUUACAACGAUGUUAUGCCGCGAUAUCUUCAUCCUGCCUGCAAACCUUUGCGCAUCGCAUCGAAUGAUUCUUACUACCAGAAAAAUCACGUAACCUGUCUAAAUUAUGUACGCAGUGCACUGUCCGUGGGGGAUACGUGUAAUUUUGGCCCCGCCAAUCAAUUGAACCAGGCAACAAACCGUUUCGAUUUGUCGCAAGUCUACGGAAACCAUGAGAGUGAAACCUUCCCUUUACGAAGCCACCGUGGAGGCAAACUUAAAUCACAAUCCUUCGAUUCCACCGAAUAUCUACCGGAAAGCCAAGACAAGAAGCUUUGUGUAGCCAACGCCACAGUUGACACCGUUUGCUAUACUUCAGGAGAUUCUCGAGUAAAUAUCAAUCCGUUCAUAACUCUGCUUCACACACUCUUUCUGCGAUCACACAACCGAAUUGCUAAGCACUUGGCCUUUAUCAACCCCGAUUGGGACAACGAAGUCUUGUUUCAGGUGUCAAGAAAAAUCAACAUAAAAAUCUAUCAAAAAAUUGUGCACGAGUGGGCUUCUACAGUUUUGGGAAGUGCAGUUCAGAUCAGCCCAUCCAAUGCCAAAGAACUCCGAGUGAGUAACGAGUUUGCAACUGCCGCCAUUCGUUUCUACAACUCAAUGAUGCCCGGAGAAAUUUCUAGUCAAUCUCCAAAAGGAAAAUUUUCAUCAGUUGAUUUGGAAGACAUCUUCUACAAACCCAAAGACCUCCGUAAAAAAGAAUAUUUCAACCAUUUGGUCAGCUCUGUAUUACUGCAGAAUGCAAUGUCGUUGGAUACCAGCUAUGUAGACGACAUGGCCCAUCUCCUGUUCAAAACUAACAAUGUAGGUACGGACGUUCUUGCACUGGAUAUUCAACGAGGUCGUGAUCAUGGCUUGAGUAGCUUCACAAAUUACUACAAACACUGCACCGGAACUACCAUCGCUACUUGGGAAGAUCUAUCCACAGUCAUGAACCCUUCCGAUCUGGACAAACUCAAAAAAGCCUACUCUGCGGUACAAGAUGUUGAUUUGAUCGUUGGAGCCAUAGCAGAGAUACCGACCAUCCCCGGUGCACUUGUUGGCAAUACUCUGUCAUGCAUCAUCCGGGACCAGAUUUCUCACUCAUUCAGUGAACAUCAAUCUCAGUUGGACCCUAUUUUGGCCAACUAUUCGGCAGCUCGUUUCCUGUGCGAUACGGCGCAGGUGUUGCAAGUGCAGCAAAACAUUUUCCGCUUGCCAUCGGUCGACAACCCUCCGGUGCCUUGCUCACAGCUUCCCACGCUGGAUUUGAGUACCCUACGGCAAGCGCUACACCUCUAGACCAUAAAUAAUUUAUAAGCCAUUAACUCUCGUGGCUCUGAUGAUGACAACGCGUCGGCUGGACGGGACAAGGAAGUGAAAUUCAGUAGUGCCAUUAAGGACGCUAUUACGACGAUCAUAACCGGGUUUAAUUUAAUAAACGAGACUCGUUCAGCGAUCGAAGAAGAAAGAAGCCAUAUCGGUGAACCACACAGAAGUGAAAACGAAAUUCUUGCUCAACACAUUAAUCGACCCUGUGUAAUGGUUACACCGCAUAUACAUUUAUAACAACAUAUCAUGACUGUUGAGCCGAACCGUUGCUGGCAGGACUUAGAAACGCUUGUAGACGUACUUCUGGCUCGAUUUAGCUGUUAGUAUAGUGUACUACGUAGUGUUUAUUUUCUGUUCUUGAAUAAAACUUGAUAAGCUACUCCUCGGGCGGUAGCUCGUUUGCAUACCAGUGUGUGAGACUGAUCA